Alternaria arborescens is the source of this 1698-nucleotide messenger RNA. RefSeq lists its product as hypothetical. Bases 1 to 1698 code for a protein of 565 amino acids. Gene Ontology annotation, biological process: protein maturation. Gene Ontology annotation, molecular function: threonine-type endopeptidase activity. The record is from RefSeq and is a predicted model, not a curated record. The transcript has 3 exons. Lineage: Eukaryota; Fungi; Ascomycota; Dothideomycetes; Pleosporales; Pleosporaceae.
AUGUUAAUUCUGAAGAACGGCGGCUCAGCCCUCGAUGCUGUCGAGGCCGCCGUUAAGACUUUAGAAGACCGAGAAAUCACCAAUGCAGGAUACGGCAGCAACUUAGCCAUGGAUGGUGUCGUCGAGUGCGAUGCUUCCGUGGUCGACCACUUUGGGCGUAGUGGAGCUGUUGGGGCUGUAGCUCAGAUCAAGAAUCCUAUAUCCCUAGCACGAAUGGUCCACGACCAUACCAUGAGUCCGCUAACGCUGCGUCGAGUGCCUCCAAACCUUUUGGUAUCUCAGGGCGCCACUGACUUCGCUGUCGAGAUGGGUAUGCCAAUCCUGCCCCAUGAUGCACUCAUCUCCCCUGCGGCGAAAGAGCGUUGGAUGCGAUGGCGCUCCGACUUGAGAGCAGCCGAGCGCAAGUCCAAGAAGAGUGGUGCACAUCCAUCAUGCUGGAAGAUCAGGGAUACUACGGCACCAGUCGAUGAGCGGGCACAGGAACGCAUGCGCGAACAGCACACUCAGAACCUGCUACGGGCAUAUCCGUCUCUGCUGCAAUCACAUUCGCCUCCGCUAUCGGAUGGUUCAAUGUACGGUCAAGGUGAGAACGCGUCUUCUGAUCCUUCGGUUCCUCCUUCAGAGCAGUCUUCGAGCUCUUGGGUCAGCAAUGAGCCGACCAGCGCACCCGACCUGACCGAUACGGCACCAUUGGUUGCAGAGGCUCGUCCGAUCACUGUUUCUGAUGCUUCUCGCAGUGCUUUCGUCAACAGCACGCAACAGAUACCUACUCUGAAAGAGUAUCGUCGCGACGCAGGUUAUGAAAGCAUCAUGGAAGACGCGCAGAUGGAGGGCGACGACACAACAUACGUACCGAAACCGCGUGGAGCGUGGGCUGAUGGAUCUGGAGAGGAUUUUGACUCUGAAUCCAGCGUGCAGACAGCAAAGGGCGGUCCCAAGGAGAAGGCUCAACGUGACGCGAUCGAUACCCGCCUACCGGAAACCCCAGACGAAAGUGUAGUCCAGUCGCGGCUCGCUGCUACAUCGACCCCACUAAAUCACGUCAAAGAGACAGCGCCACUGCCGCCCAUGCCAUCUAGUCACACGGCGCAUGAGGUCGAAGAAGACCAUAUUACCGAUACUGUUGGCGCUAUCGCAAUCGACAGCUGGGGUAACAUUGCUUGUGGUGCAUCUUCCGGUGGCAUUGGCAUGAAGUACCGGGGCCGGGUAGGCCCGGCAGCUCUUGUCGGCGUAGGAGCCGCGGUCAUCCCCAUUGACCCUGACGAUUCCGAACAAACAUCCGUCGCGACAGUUACAAGCGGAACCGGGGAGCACAUGGCAACCACCAUGGCUGCCACAGUAUGUGCCGAGCGUCUAUACCAGAGCGUGAAGAAAGGCCGUGGCGGCGACUACGUUGAAGUGACCGAAGACGAGGCUCUCCGAGCAAUGAUCGAGAACGAAUUCAUGGGGCAUCCAAGUGUCAAGCACAGCAACUCGGCCGGUGCCAUCGGCAUCCUUGGUGUGAAGAAGAUGCGCUCUGGCAUAUUGCUCUACUACGGACACAACACUGACUCGUUCGCUAUGGCAUCCAUGUCUUCGGAUGAUGAUCGUCCUGCCUGCUCCAUGUCUCGCAGUAAUGGUAGUGGCCAGAUUGCGCAGGGUGGAAGGAUGGUGCCUGUGAGGCGCAACAAGAGGACCAAGUCAACUCCAAGGAGGUGA